UUUUUUUUCUCUUUUGGUUGAAAAAGUAUCAGGUUAGGGAGAAUUACACAAGAGAUUACUGAAUCAUAACGCAUUUAAAGAUUAUUAGUGUGUCUAGUUCUAUUGGUCACUAGAAGUUCUGCAUAAGACCAGAAGCAUCUUCUGGAAUGGAGCCAAACUCGCCUACUAUACAUAUAACAGUGUGCCAAAUUCAAAGCCGAGUCUUUAUCAGCUCCUGAAAAGAUUUCUGGAAUGGAUCCAAAUAUUCGCCUACUAAUUACCAAAAAGAUUACCUCAUAACCAGAAGCUUUAUUGAAGUUGCUGACAUUAGCUGCCAAAAUGAAUGCAGAUAUAUUUAGAGAGAAUACACUCGGUGCAAGUGCAUAGCAAUUUCCUCUUUCACAUUAUAAGAGAGAAAGUAAUCCUGAAUUUCACUUCUUUCAACUCUACAACUCUGCAACAGGCACUGCUGCCCGUAGGGCAUAACUCCAAACAUCAUCUGAUCUCUUAGAAAUGAAGCAAAGUAUUGAAGCAACCAUCAUUCAUUCUCCAACCAACUUGUCUAUAGUACAUGCCAAUUUUAACUCAAUAGUGUUGGGAUCAUCAAAUACCUUUCACCAAACUUGUUCACCAAGUGAUUCACAAACUAUGCGUCAGUAGUCAGUACACAGCUCCUAAACGAAUUCUCGGUAUGCGCAUACAUAUGUAAAGUUCAUACUUCUCGGUAUGAGCACGCAUAUAUAAGUUUGUAGCCAAAUUGCCAAGUUCGAUGGGAAUUUUUUGGUAUACCAAAUUGCAAACUUCCAUUUGAAGUACUUGGUAUUCUUUUGUUUGUGUGUGUGUAUACCUAUUAUAAGGUAUUUUUCAUUCAUCCCAUCUUUUGUGAGAUUAGAGUGAAAAGUUUGUACUUUGCAUUUGCAGAACUCUGAAUAUUUCUUGGAAUGGAAGCUUUCAAGCCUGGGUUGGAAAUAUGUUCAUCAACUACGGAGCUUUCGAGAUUCGAUGGUGCAAGCACUAGUGAGCAAGCAAUGAAUAGGAUCAAAAUUGAAAGAGCAUCGUAUCAGUGCAACUUAGAGAUUGAGUCAAGGACCAAGGGUGCUGAAAUGGCUGCGAACAAGUCGCUGAUACUUGGUUUUUCAAGCAGUCAGGUGAACCUUUCUUGCAAGGGUAAAGCUGUACUGUGCUCCUCUAAUGAAAUCGAAGAACUAAAUGAGAGAAUGAGGAUUCUUGAAGAAGAAACUGAAAGUAUGAAGCAAGAAUUAUUUGAGGGCGCAGAAGAAAGAAGGAAGUUGAUAAAUGAGAUAUAUCAGCAGUUUCAAAUUUUAACAAGAGAACUCAAGUUUAAUGAUGGAAGUAGAAGUGAGACCUCCUCACAGGACAAGACAGCAGGAUCAGAUUUAUCGGAUGAUUUACGACAAGAUCUAGCUCAUACUUUGUCAGUGCUGUUGUUAACACAAUGAAUAUCAGUAUCCUUUUUUUUUUUGGGUGGAGGGUUGGGGGGGGUGUGGUUUGCUUUUGUAAUCCUUUGUUCUGCUCUGAUUUAUAGAUUGCUAGAGAAAAAAAGUUAAAAAACAAUGUAAUUGUAUUUGUAACAACCAUGUUUGAAGAAUUCGUCUU
Molecule: messenger RNA, 1596 nt
Organism: Rosa chinensis
Lineage: Eukaryota; Viridiplantae; Streptophyta; Magnoliopsida; Rosales; Rosaceae
Exons: 2
Coding region: 921-1439 (172 amino acids)
Source: RefSeq, a predicted model, not a curated record